Molecule: messenger RNA, 1599 nt
Organism: Rhizophagus irregularis DAOM 181602=DAOM 197198
Lineage: Eukaryota; Fungi; Glomeromycota; Glomeromycetes; Glomerales; Glomeraceae
Source: RefSeq, a predicted model, not a curated record
AUGAACUCGAGAACUACAACAAAAGACCAAGAAAGAGUACGAAGAGACAGUAGUCUCAGCAAAACUGAACAGAACUUCCUGGAGUCGAUACAGAAUAAUAACGCUGUACGCAGAAAAGAAGCUAUAAAAGAAAUAGUUUUAAAGUGUUCAGCAACGUCUUUCGACGUUUACAUAGAUGAAAUAAAAAGACUCUCAUGGGAAAAUUCAAAGUUGCGGCAGAAAGAUCACAUGAUAGACAGGAAAGGCAAGAUGGAGAAAAUACAAGAACGAAUAAUAUCGCAGAAAAAUGAACAAAUAAGAAAAAUUUCGCAAGAAGUAGAGAAAACGAGAUCAGAACUAAAAAGGAGAAAACAGGAAGAAAUUGUAGAAAUACCAGUUUUACCAGAAAAUACCUAUAGGCCAAGAAAGCACGUGACAUAUUUUUCUAUGAUAUACCAAAAUAUUGGAGCGAAGAAGACAAUUGAUAAAGAAGGGAAAUAUAUACGACUUUACGAAACAACUGCAGCAAACUUCCAAGACAGCAUUCAUCAAAAUUAUCAAGAUCACAAAAAAUUGGAAAGUGAUAGGAUAUUUCAAGAAUCUCAAAGAAAUGGAAGAAGCAAUGGUGAUGACAAGUCGAGAAUAAAGAAACUGAAUGAGAAGGUAAUUCAGGAUAAGGAGACAGCAAUGAAACCAGGGUUGGGAUCGCUUCUACGACCGGCUAGUGAACCGAUGACACCCAUGACACCACCAGAGAGAAUUUAUAGAGAACUAGGAAAUUUCGCUUCACAAAAAGAUAGCUUGUUGCAUCCAUCAAAGGAAGAAAAGCCAAUAAGGACAAACAAAACGCCAGACGAAGAAAAAGUAGUUGAUAUGAUCAAAAAUUGGAGAGUUAGAGAAGAGGAUAUUCCAGACCAUAAUGACAAAUCAGAAAAUAAAAGAAUGCAAUCUCACCUGAAGAAAGAUAACGUAGCACCAGAAGAGGUGGUUGAAAUCAUAAAAGAUCACAGAACAACAAAUAAAAUUAAUUAUGUUCAGUAUCAAGAAUCAACCUUCGAUGGAUCUCUGGUCGACAAAUUAAAGAAAGUGAAAGAUAUUUUCAUUCAAACGUCCAACGAAAUGGAAUGGGAAAAAAUCAAUAUUGAGGUUGUGGACGAACUACGCAAGGAGAAUAAUAUAAGGACUUGGGAGGAAGCAAAGGCUUGGGUUUUGACAAAAAACAAUUUUUUCCGAUUAGGACAAAAAAUUAUAGGUUUAGCGGAACAAACGCAAAUAUUCACAGAAUAUACAACCCUAAACGAUAAUUUCAAACAAAGAAUGGAAAUUGAAAAUCGCUACCAAAAUAAUAAUAAAACUGGAGAAAAGAGACUAUUACUGGAAUCUCUGAAGAAAGAGAGUGAAACAGAGAAUAAUGACUACGUUGAUGAAGAGAAUACAUCUCCCUCGGAAUGCUGGGUAACUAAUCUGCAAAAUUCUCAGAAUCAGGAAAUCCAGUUUACGAUGAAAGAUGAGAUUAGAGAAGAAGAUGAGAAAGAAGAGGAAGAAGCCAUAGCAUCAACAUCAUCACCAAAGAAAAAAAGCAGAAAAAAGAAGAAGAAAAAGGGCAACAAGAAGAAUUAG